AAGAAGAAGAAGAAGAAGAAGCAGCAGCGGUAGCGGUAAUAAGUCGCAUUCAGAGGAACACCAGCAGCAAAACCAUGGAGGAAACCGCAAAAAAGGAGAAAAAGCAGGCCGAGACCAAGGAGGAGAAGGACAAACAACCGGCGGGGAAGGAUAAAGAUAAGAAAGAGGAGCAGGAGCUGUCAGAAGAAGACAAACAGCUUCAGGAGGAGUUGGAGAUGCUUGUGGAAAGACUGGGUGAGAAGGACACGUCUCUGUAUCGUCCCGCUCUGGAGGAACUGCGGCGUCAGAUUCGCUCCUCCACAACUUCUAUGACAUCUGUGCCGAAACCGCUCAAGUUCCUGCGACCACAUUACGCCAAACUCAAAGACAUCUACCAGAACAUGACGGCAGGAGAGAACAAGCAUUUCUGUGCUGACGUGGUGUCCGUUCUGGCCAUGACGAUGAGCAAUGAGCGAGAGUGUCUGAAGUAUCGUCUGCUGGGCUCACAGGAGGAGCUGGCAUCCUGGGGACACGAAUACGUCAGGCAUCUUGCAGGAGAAGUGGCUAAAGAAUGGCAGGAGAUCGAGGAAGGGGAUAAAGCUCAACAGGAAGUCCUUCUGAAGCUUGUCAAAGAGAUCGUCCCGUAUAACAUGGCCCAUAAUGCCGAGCACGAGGCCUGUGACCUCCUGAUGGAGAUCGAACGACUCGACAUGUUGGACUCGUACAUUGACGAAAACGCCUACGCUAAAGUCUGCCUUUACCUGACCAGCUGUGUGAGUUAUGUCCCUGAACCGGAGAACUCUGCGCUGCUGAAAUGUGCGCUCAACAUCUUCCGUAAGUUCAACCGUUACCCAGAAGCCCUCAGACUGGCACUCAUGCUGAACGAUGUGGAGCUGGUGGAGAACAUCUUCACUUCCUGCAAAGACAUUGUGAUCCAGAAGCAGAUGGCAUUCAUGUUGGGUCGUCAUGGCAUGUUCCUGGAGCUCAAUGAAGACGUGGAGGAUUAUGAGGAUCUGACAGAGAUCAUGUCCAACGUGCAGCUCAACAGCAACUUCCUGGCCCUCGCUAGAGAGCUGGACAUUAUGGAGCCGAAAGUUCCAGAUGACAUUUACAAAACACACCUGGAGAACAACCGGUUUGGUGGCAGCGGCUCUCAGGUGGACUCGGCUCGUAUGAAUCUCGCCUCCUCAUUUGUAAACGGCUUUGUCAAUGCUGCGUUCGGACAAGACAAACUGCUCACAGAAGACGGAAACAAGUGGCUGUACAAAAACAAGGACCACGGGAUGCUCAGCGCUGCGGCGUCUCUGGGAAUGAUUCUGCUGUGGGAUGUGGACGGUGGACUCACGCAGAUCGAUAAAUAUCUUUAUUCAUCCGAGGACUACAUCAAGUCUGGUGCUCUGUUGGCGUGUGGAAUCGUGAACUCUGGUGUUCGUAAUGAAUGUGAUCCUGCUCUCGCUCUGCUGUCUGAUUACGUCCUGCACAACAGCAACAUCAUGAGGAUCGGGGCCAUUUUUGGGCUCGGUCUGGCAUACGCCGGCUCUAACAGAGAGGAUGUGCUUUCUCUUCUACUUCCUGUCAUGGGAGACUCCAAAUCCAGCAUGGAGGUAGCAGGAGUGACGGCUCUGGCAUGUGGGAUGAUCGCUGUGGGUUCCUGUAACGGUGAUGUCACUUCCACCAUCCUGCAAACCAUCAUGGAGAAGAGUGAGCAGGAGCUGAAGGACACGUGCGCACGCUGGCUGCCGCUCGGCCUUGGGCUAAACCACCUCGGUAAAGGUGAGGCGAUCGAGACGACGCUGGCCGCUCUUCAGGUGGUCCCCGAACCAUUCCGCAGCUUCGGAAACACACUGGUGGACGUCUGCGCAUACGCAGGCUCCGGUAACGUGCUGAAGGUGCAGCAGCUGCUCCACAUCUGCAGUGAACACUUCGACAACAAAGACAAAGACGACGACAAAGACAAGAAGGACAAGAAGGACAAAGACAAGAAAGAGUCCGCAGACAUGGGCUCGCAUCAGGGUGUAGCGGUGUUGGGAAUCGCUCUCAUUGCUAUGGGUGAGGAGAUCGGCUCAGAAAUGGCCCUGCGCACGUUUGGUCACCUGCUGCGUUACGGUGAGUCCACGUUGCGGAGGGCCGUCCCGCUGGCGCUCGCUCUUAUCUCCGUCUCCAACCCGAGGCUCAACAUUCUGGACACACUCAGCAAAUUCUCCCACGAUGCCGAUCCUGAAGUCUCACACAACUCCAUCUUCGCCAUGGGCCUGGUGGGCAGCGGCACAAAUAAUGCGCGUUUGGCAGCGAUGCUCAGACAGCUGGCGCAGUACCACGCCAAAGACCCCAACAACCUCUUCAUGGUCCGACUCGCACAGGGUCUGACUCACCUGGGUAAAGGCACGCUGACGCUCUGCCCGUAUCACAGUGACCGGCAGCUCAUGAGUCAGGUGGCCGUUGCUGGGCUGCUCACCGUCCUCGUGUCCUUCCUGGACGUCAAAAACCUAAUCCUGGGAAAGUCUCAUUAUAUCCUGUACGGUCUGGUGGCGGCGAUGCAGCCUCGUAUGCUGGUCACGUUUGAUGAGGAGCUCAGACCGCUACCGGUGUCCGUCCGGGUCGGACAGGCAGUAGAUGUGGUCGGUCAGGCUGGUAAACCCAAAGCCAUCACCGGUUUCCAGACACACACCACGCCGGUGCUGCUGGCCCACGGGGAGCGAGCAGAGCUGGCCACAGAGGAGUUCAUCCCUGUUACUCCCAUCCUGGAGGGCUUCGUCAUCCUGCGCAAAAACCCCAACUACGAUGCAUAGACACACACAUCCACUCACAUACUGAAACACUCACAUAUAUACACACUCAGAAACGGGACCUCUGACACACACAUACACGCUCAUCUGCCGUAUUUAAAGUCUUCUCAUCCUCACGAUGCCCUUCAAUCUUUCUCCCAGACAGAAAGACAAUUAAUUAACGUUACUGUGACGUUUCCUCCUCCUCUUCAUCAUCAUUUUGUAAUUAGAGCAUGAAGCGAGCGUGAGUUUAUGCUGAUUAAAACAUGUUUUGCUUGUUUUUGUUACUUGUGACUCCUGUAAAAGUUUGAGAUACAAAAUUAAAACAAUUGUGGUCAAACCAA
This is a messenger RNA of Danio aesculapii, 3088 nucleotides long. It is a transcript of the gene psmd2, whose product is annotated as proteasome 26S subunit ubiquitin receptor, non-ATPase 2. The record is from RefSeq and is a predicted model, not a curated record. Gene Ontology annotation, cellular component: nucleus; proteasome storage granule; proteasome regulatory particle, base subcomplex. NCBI's taxonomy places the organism in Eukaryota, Metazoa, Chordata, Actinopteri, Cypriniformes, Danionidae. The coding region runs from base 75 to 2768 and encodes 897 amino acids. Gene Ontology annotation, molecular function: enzyme regulator activity. The transcript is spliced from 21 exons. Gene Ontology annotation, biological process: regulation of protein catabolic process; proteasome-mediated ubiquitin-dependent protein catabolic process.